Rotaria sordida is the source of this 791-nucleotide messenger RNA. Lineage: Eukaryota; Metazoa; Rotifera; Eurotatoria; Philodinida; Philodinidae. The record is from the annotation of a GenBank genome assembly.
CUGUUAUUCUAUUAUGAUUGUAUAUAUAGGGCUCAUGUGAACCAUCGGGUAACGAUGAUUUGUUUUGUUUAUGUACGGAAAAUUAUUAUGGUUCUCGCUGUGAACAUGUUGGUGAAGGAGCUGAUUUAAGUGUAUUAGAAAGUAUUAUUAGUGGAAAUAAUAAUAAUUAUGAACAUGUUGUUGAAAAUGUUCUCAGUAGAAAUAAUUGGACUGAUAUUUUAGCUGUUGUUGAUGUUACUGGUUCAAUGCAACCAUGUGCAGCUGCUGUUUAUAAAUGGAUGAAAUUAUCUCAAGAUAAAACAAAGAAUAUCAGAUAUUAUGUAUUCUUUAAUGAUGGUGAUGAUAAAUUAAAUUCAGCUAAGAAAAUUGGUUCAACUGGUGGUAUUUAUAGUAUGGCUGCUAAUAAUUUAAAUAAAGUUUUAGCAACAAUGCAAUCGGCAAUGAAAAAUGGUAAUGGUGGUGAUAUUCCAGAAAAUGAUAUUGAAGCAAUUUUACAUGGUAUUGAAAUGUGUCCUACAUGUACGGAUAUUAUUCAUAUUGCUGAUAAUAAAGCAACACCACGUGAUUUGAAUUUAUUAAAUCGUGUAACAAAACCUAUUAAAGUUUUGACUUGUCAAGUUGAUGUGGCUAGUGUAAAUCCUCAGUUAUUAAAUGUAGCUGAUAAGACUAAUGGAUCAUUACAUACACUUGAUGAAGAUGUUUUUAAUUUAUCAGCAAUUCCUGUUGGUGAAAAAAUUACAAUUGGACGACGUACCUAUCGACGUACAUCAAGUGGUUUCGUUGUGGUUUAG